Molecule: messenger RNA, 1683 nt
Organism: Trypanosoma conorhini
Lineage: Eukaryota; Euglenozoa; Kinetoplastea; Trypanosomatida; Trypanosomatidae
Exons: 1
Coding region: 1-1683 (560 amino acids)
Source: RefSeq, a predicted model, not a curated record
AUGCCUGAGGCUCCCAAUUAUCUGCAGCUUGACGAGAAUGUGUUGGAGGCACUCGUUCAUGCGCUUACCGCUGACCGAAGUGCUUGCGUUGCGGGUUGCCUGCCGCACAUCCUCAACGAGAUUGCGCAUGGGGAAUCUGAGUUAAGUGUGCAGCGUCCUGGGCGGACGCGUGGAGGCGGGGAGCACGCAAAGGCCGCCGCAGUGGCAGAGUUGCUGGAGCGCGCCCUAACCAGUGCCCCCGACGCAACAGACUGGUCUGUGGCAGAGGAUGGGUGGAAUGUGUUUUUGAGUGGUGUUGGUUCUGGGCAAAGGUACCAUGGUGAGGCACGAGAGGCACUGAAGUCCCUCGCGGGACCGGCCACGCAGGCAUUGUCGCCAUUGCUGGCGUUUCUGGCUGCCAAAGAACACGUGUCGGAGGAGAAACUUUUGUCUGCAAGGGGUUUCUACGCCCGUGCUGUAUCUUGCCUGCUUCGAGUUCAUCUAUUCGGGGCCACAGAGAAGGAGAGCGUCAUGUGGCUGCGACGCUACGAUUGGAGCACGGAGCUCGAUGAACUCUUACGCCCUUUUCUGCGUGCAGAGGUGGAGCCGCUGGCGAAGGAGUUGUCCUUUCACUUUAAACCAGGGAAGAAAACUGCACGGCGGGAAGAACCCCAACACUUCUUUUCGUUUCUCUUGCAGUUGUACGAACGCUACAGCCUUGACACUCGCGCGCAUGGCUGGGUGUCACCCAAGCUGGAGGCGCAGGAUUCUGUUUCUCUAAGGGCACUUGGUGGUGUAUCAUUGGCCUCAAUUGCAGUUGCCGUCUUCCGUGGCGUCUACGGCUGGUACGAGGGAUCCAAAUUUCUCGUUGCUAGGGACUUCACGGUGCAUGGCGUGAAUUCUUUUGUGGACUUCUUAGAUCGAGUAGGGGGGACCCUUCACGGCGGGGCACAGCUGCUACUGGCAGAGAGUAUUUUGUUCCCUUCCGUCUUUCGCGUAUUCUUAGAGACGGCACGACUUGCCGCCGAACGAGCGUUUACCACGGGUGCACGUGCACUGUGGAGGCAGGAGUUUCUUGCCAUGGAGCCUCUGCGGGCAUUCACUGCCGUUUGCGGCGCACGCCACAUGUUGAGAUGUCUGGAAGCGGUCGUUCGACGCUUGACGGUUGUUUUCUCACUUAUUCCUGCCUACGCGGUGAGCCUCUGGGAACGCACCGUCACACCGUGUCUGUCGACAUUUGUACGCGGUCUUGAGGCGACCAGCGAGUCAAGUAAAUCGACGGUCGACGCGGUUGCAGUGUCACUUGAGGUGCUUGUCUGUGUGCAGGCCAUGUAUUCUGCGGCGGAGGAAUGGCGGGAGCAAUGCUGCGUGGCCUGUACUGGCGUGGAGAUUGCUGUGUCCCCACUUGAGCGGUUGGGGUUGUGGCGUGAUGAACUCAUACGCAGGACGACGCACGACAUCAAUAAUUUUCUUACGCGACUCUUUGCGGGUCACGGCUUCAUGGAGAGGGACCUUCAGGCAUGGGAUGCGCUGUUGCGCCUUGUGGCUAGCGGGAAAUCCAUGGCGCACGCCAUUCUCUAUGAAGACAUGAAGGUGUCUUUGACGCGGCUUGCAUCGGAGGAGCAGCGAAACCACUUAAGGGAAUAUUGUCAACUUAGUGGUAUGGAAGCCAUUGCAGCCUUGCUGGGAAACACCGGGGGGUGA